CCGAAGGCAACCUCCGGCCCAACCGCCAGAGACCAGCCACCCUGCUUUCUGGGCCCUCACCCACGAGACCCGGUGGCAGCAGCCCCAGGGAGGUCCCCUGUCCCAGAUCUGCUGAGAUUGCCAGGACGGGUGAGCCCUUGGAGACCAUUGCCAAGAGAGGCGAAGUGCAUCUUCAGACCCUCCUUGGUGCGGCCUUGCCUCGACUCGGGACCCACGCCAGCCAGCUGGCAGAGAACACCUCUAUCUCCUGCCGUGUUAGUCCCUGGAAAUUCCCAAGAGCCCUCUCGGGAGAAGGUGACAGAAAUCUGGACGCUGCAGCCCUGAGGGCAGGGCCAGGAGCAUCCCUGACUGGAGUCUGGACAGACCGGCCGAGAGGCCUCUCUCCUCCUUAGCCUUCAGGAAGGAUCGUGGCAUCCUGGAUCAUUCCCUGGAUUCCCGAGGCAGCUCGGGUGUGCACCAGCGGGCAUACUGCUGCCUCCGGGAGCUGGGCAAGAUGCUCUUUGGGGUGAAGGACAUUGCUCUGUUGGAGCACGGCUGCAAGGCCCUGGAAGUGGACAGUUACAAGUCCCUGAUGAUCCUGGGCAUCCCAGAGGACUGCGACCAUGAGGAAUUCGAGGAGAUCAUCCGCGUGCCCCUGAAGCCCCUGGGCAAGUUCGAAGUGGCCGGGAAGGCCUUCCUGGAAGAAGAGCGGACCAAGGCAGCCAUCAUUCGGCUGGAGGAGGACAUCAAUUACGCCGCGAUCCCCAAGGAGGUCAAGGGCAAGGGCGGCAUGUGGAGGGUGGUCUACAUGCCCCGGAAGCAGGACAUUGAGUUCCUGACCAAGCUGAACCUCUUCCUGCAGAGCGAGGGCAGGACGGUGGAGGACGUGGCCCGGGUCCUGCGGCAGGAGCUGUGCCCCACGGUGACGGGCCCCAGAGAGCCACCUGCCAGGAAGUGCCGGGCGCCCGGGCCCGGGGAGAAGCCAGGGGCUGGGGCCACCGCAGGCGCGGGCGCGGUCGGGGCGCCACCUCCGGACCCCGCGGAGAAGCAGAGCAAGGCUGGAGACGACAAGAGAGGCAAGCGGAAGCACAAGAAAAACCGUCGGCGACACCAUGCCUCUGACAAGAAGCUGUGAGGCCUGAUGACGGGGACAGCCCCUUUUGCUGAGUACCUGAUACCAGGAAGACACACAGACUUUUAGCUUUGGGCCUUGCUGGAAAUCCUGCUAUUGCGAAGUCUAAACACCGCCCCCCACCCUUUUUUUUUAUCUUUUAAAAGGAUGGACUUUGAAUGCACCUCUGGUGCAAACUCAUCCAGAGUGGGCCACCCUGUUUCGCACGUGGCAAGCAGAAGCCAUGCCUGACAAAGUGAGUUGCCUGCUUGCCACACCUGAGAAGCUCAGUGCUCUGUGUCCUACUCUGUCAAGAGCUGUCACUGUUCUGUACACACUCAGUCUCCCUUACAAGGACAAGGGAUGGUCAGACAUGAGACUCUUCUGCUCUGAUUGGCACAUGGGGUUAGGAUAUGGGUCUCCCCAAAUUCAACUCCAGAAGCUCUGACUUGUGCAGAGGGGGCUCCCCACUCUAAAGAACAGAAGGCAAGACCUUCAGGAAAUAGUCCAAAAGGAGGUAAAUAAUUAAGAGGUCACCUACAAGAGUUACCCGUUAACAACAUUAACUUUGGAGUCUCCCGUGAUGGUGGAGAAAAAAAAAAAAAAAACAGGCAAAAAAAUGAAUCAGGUAAAAUCGAAGUGUCCGUGGGUAGACAGAGCUCUAUUUCAGGGAGAUCCGAUUUGUGAUUUUGCAAAAUUCCAUUAGUUCAGGGAUUUGCAAAGGUUUGAGUUGAAGUUCUUUUGUUUUGUUUUGUUUUGUUUUGUUUUAAUACAAUUUACACACACACACCCCCAGAGGCUCAGAUUCCUACCUACCAAACCGUAAGAGUGGAGACCCCCAAUGUAUUACUGUAGUGGGCAUCGGUCACUUUUGUGACUUCCAGCAUCCAAGCCCUAUUCUUAUUUCUGUGAAGCUGCCCCUUGGGGCCCCCCUAACAGAGCCUAAAAGUGGAGAUUCUCUCUCUACCCACCCCUUCACCUUGGCAAUCAGGGUACAGGCAAGGGAUCCACCCUCAGGAGGUCAGAAAUUCCUCCUAGGCCCCUGCAUUCCCAGCAAUGGUCAAGACAGAAGGGAUUUUUAAGAGUUCCCUUGCUUUGACAACCUAAAAUCUGGAAGACUGAUUUCUGUGAACUCCCCCAGCUGGCUCUGAAUCAUCGCCUCAACCAUCUUUUCUCCUGUGCAAUGGUUGGGAUCCAGCUUUUCCUGCCCUCCCCACACAUAUAUUUACUCUUCUUCAAGUGCAUCUGUGGUCUAGAAGUUUGUAGUCCUCUCUUGAUCCUUUUCGCCCUUGUAACUUUCCAGCCUGGGCAAAUGCACUCACGGUGUGUAUUGUGCUACUGUGUUCACUCUUUCCUCAGAGUUCGGGCUUGAAUAAGACCUCAGGCACAUUUGCUUGUUGCAUGCUGUUCUCCCACCAAGGCACAGUCAUUGUAUCGUGACAAGGGACAGCGUGACGUUCCUUAUAGUCUUAUUGAAGUAUCAAGACUGUAUUUGUGCUUAUUGUGAGUUUCGGGUGUUUCCCCAUAUAACGUUCAUAUUUGUGAUACACAACGCGAGUGUGUGUCAAUGUUCAUUGUUGCCCCCAGAACCAAAUCUACCAGUUCUCAAGGUUUUCUGGAAGAGUUUCCUAACACAGCAAAGCAAGCAGUUGUGCAAACCUGUUACCAUUUGAAAUCAGUUAUCUGUGUGAGUCGAGACCUGGCUGGCACACAGCAAAUCCUACGUGAAAAUCCCCCCCCAAAAUUGGACGUGCUGGCUGAUAUAGAAGCCCGCAGCUGGCCUUGGUGAACCCCCAUUUCCAAGAGUGGGUUCCUUUAUAAUUCUUCAC
Nyctereutes procyonoides (raccoon dog) is the source of this 2919-nucleotide messenger RNA. It is a transcript of the gene PNMA8C, whose product is annotated as PNMA family member 8C. The transcript has 2 exons. Bases 494 to 1114 code for a protein of 206 amino acids. The record is from RefSeq and is a predicted model, not a curated record. NCBI's taxonomy places the organism in Eukaryota, Metazoa, Chordata, Mammalia, Carnivora, Canidae.